Molecule: messenger RNA, 3354 nt
Organism: Spinacia oleracea (spinach)
Lineage: Eukaryota; Viridiplantae; Streptophyta; Magnoliopsida; Caryophyllales; Amaranthaceae
Product: serine/threonine-protein kinase CTR1
Exons: 16
Coding region: 287-2734 (815 amino acids)
Biological process (GO): protein phosphorylation
Molecular function (GO): ATP binding; protein serine/threonine kinase activity
Source: RefSeq, a predicted model, not a curated record
UACGCCACCGAAUCUUCUCUCUCCUCUUUUCCCGACAAUAAGAAAGAAAAGGAAGGCAGCUAUGCUUAUGAUAACACUGUUAUUUAGAGAGAGAAAGUAAGUAAGUUAGAGAGAGAAAGACAAAAAUUCAGGGGAAAAAUCUAAGAAAAACAAUGAGAUAUUGACGAAAUGGCGUUAUUCUAGCCUUCUAGGGUUUCAUUGCACCUCAAUUUCUAGGAUUUUUUAACUACUUAUUGGAUUGAUUGGAAAUUCUACGAGGCCCAAGAGUUUUCUGAUUGAAUUUUCCAUGGAAAUGCCUGCUAGAAGAUCAAACUACACACUUUUAAGCCAAGUCGAUGAUCAUACAACUCCGCCGCCGUCGACGGUGGCUUCGAAGUUUUCCGGUGUUGGAGGAGGAGAGAGAAGCUUGUUUCCACCGUCGAUCGGGUUGCAGAGGCAGAGCAGUGGGAGUAGUUUUGGGGAGAGUUCAUUGUCGGAUCAUUACGUGCCGUCGAUCUCUUUGCCGGCGAGCGAUCUCGACGGCUUCAGCUACAUGCAGGAGGAGAGAGAUUCGAGGAAGAGGGUAGCGAUUGAUGGUGGCGGCGGCGGUGGAGGAUCUUCGGCGUCAAAGAGUUGGGCGCAGCAGACCGAGGAGAGUUAUCAGUUACAAUUGGCUUUGGCUUUGAGGCUUUCUUCUGAAGCUGCUUGUGCUGAUGAUCCUAAUUUCUUGGAUCCGAUGCCAGAUGAAUCUUCUUCUCGGUUGUCUUCCUCUGAGUCCGCUGAAUCCAUUUCCCAUCGUUUCUGGGUGAAUGGCUGCCUCUCGUACUCUGACACAAUUCCUGAUGGAUUUUAUCUCAUUCAUGGGAUGGAUCCUUAUGUUUGGACAGUUUGUGCUGAUUUACAAGAGAGUGGUCGAAUUCCUUCUAUUGAAUCCCUAAAGCUGGUAAAUUCUGUAAAUGAAUCUUCACUUGAGGUAGUAUUGAUUGAUCGGCGUGGUGAUUCCAGUUUGAAGGACUUGCUGAACCGAGCUCUGGAUAUAUCCUGUAAAUGCGUGACCUCCGAUGAUGUUGUUGAUCAGCUAGCAAAGCUGGUAUCUAGCCGCAUGGGGGGCGUCGCUUCAACCAGAGAGGAGGAAUUGGUUCCCAUCUGGGAGGAGUUCAGUAAUGGUCUCAAGGAUUGUCUGGGUUCUGUUGUGCUUCCUGUUGGUAGCUUGUCUAUUGGCCUAUGCAAACAUCGGGCUUUGCUAUUCAAAGUCCUUGCUGAUUCAAUUGAUUUGCCGUGUCGAAUUGCCAAGGGAUGUAAAUAUUGCAAUAGAAAUGAUGCUGCCUCUUGCUUAGUACGGUUUGGACUUGACAGGGAGUAUUUGGUUGAUUUGGUUGGAAAGCCAGGUUGCUUAUGCGAGCCUGACUCCUUGCUUAAUGGCCCAUCAUCCAUAUCAAUUUCUUCACCACUACGCUUUCCACGAUUUAGAUCAGCUGAACCUGCCAUUGACUUUAGAUCACUGGCCAAACAGUAUUUUUCAGAUUGUCAAUCUCUGAAUCUUGUAUUUGACAGACCUUCUACAGGUGCAGUUGUGAAUGAGCAAGAUGCAGGAGAUCCUAUGUAUCUUAAGCAACUUGGUAGAAAGCUGCCCGACGUAAACAAUCCUAUACCAAAUGACCAAGUACAUUCUCAGUUUGUUGGUCAUGAUAGAGAACCCCAGUGUUCUGAAUCUAGUAAUCCUCCACAAAAUAUUGGAAGAGCAUCUAAUGCCAUCAGAGAGUUUCUUCCAUCAAGAUUUGUUCCUCCUAGCAGACGAGGGACCCAGGCAUUAACUGAUUCAGCGAGAAAUGCAUCAAAAGAUUUUCGGUUUGAGGCUAGUCAACUAGUUUCAAGUAGAAGUGAAGCUGCACUGGACAUGGACGAUUUGGUCAUCUCGUGGAGCGAUCUUGUCGUAAGGGAUAGGAUUGGAGCAGGUUCCUUUGGAACUGUCCAUCGUGCUGAAUGGAACGGAUCGGAGGUUGCAGUCAAAAUUCUCAUGGAAUCAGAUUUCCAUCCAGAGCGCUGUAAUGAAUUCUUGAGGGAGGUGGCGAUAAUGAAACGCUUACGGCAUCCAAAUAUAGUUCUCUUCAUGGGGGCAGUUACUGAACCACCUAACUUGGCCAUAGUGACAGAAUAUUUAUGCAGAGGAAGUUUAUACAGGCUUUUACAUAAAUCGGGUGGCAGAGAAGUAUUGGAUGAGAGGCGGCGUCUGAGUAUGGCAUAUGAUGUGGCAAAGGGAAUGAAUUAUCUUCAUAAGCGUAAUCCACCUAUUGUUCAUCGGGAUCUUAAGUCUCCUAACCUCUUAGUGGAUAAGAAAUACACUGUGAAGGUCUGUGAUUUUGGCCUUUCGCGCCUGAAGGCAAAUACUUUUUUGUCGUCGAAAUCUGCUGCUGGAACACCUGAGUGGAUGGCACCAGAAGUUCUGCGUGAUGAGCCAUCAAAUGAGAAGUCAGAUGUCUACAGCUUUGGUAUAAUAUUGUGGGAGCUUGCAACAUUGCAGCAACCUUGGAACAGCUUAAAUCCAGCUCAGGUUGUUGCAGCCGUUGGUUUCAAGGGAAAGAGACUUGAUAUUCCCAGUGAUGUAAAUCCACAAAUAGCUACUAUUAUCAAGGCGUGUUGGGCAAAUGAGCCUUGGAGGCGUCCAUCCUUUGCCAACCUUAUGGAUUCCUUGAGGUCACUUCUUAAACCUCCUGCACCUCAAUCAGUUCGUGGAGAUGCACACAUUAUUACGUAACUCUUGAUGGAUAGAAUUUUGCUGUUUACUCUCUCCUCGUUCAUAUUUGCAAGAUUCUUUUCCUGGUGAGAUGUUUGGAAAACCGUAUCUGUCCAUCCAAUAAUCCCAGGUCAAAUGCUGUACAUCUCUGUUACCUUGCCGAUUGAGAGUUGAUUUUUUGACAAAAAAAAAGUAUACAUUUAGCCAUACUACUAUACUAGAUGAUCAAUAUGGAUAGUCUUCCAGUACAGUUGUCCGCCUAUUCUAAUCAUAUCAUCAUGAUUUUGUAUGUAACUGAUGCGGAUUAGGUUCGGAGAUUAGAAUCUGAGUGAAAUGUGCAUAUCCUGACGUAGGAACUAGAUAGAUAAAAACAUUCUCUUCCUCUCUUGAUUUUGGCACCAUUUAACUUUGUAAUAACACUCACUUAUUCUUUGAUUGAUGAUAAGUAGAGUGGGAGUGUCGAUGUAAAUCAUGUCCCAGUCUGUAUUAAUUUCCUAAUGGGGAAAGGUUGAGCAUCUCAAAAUGUCCAAUAAUAUAUGACUACCCUUUGUGAUGGUCAUGGCUUUUGGGUGUAUUUUGUAUCAGUAUUCAGAUAGAUGUAUGAUCUCUUGUAGCGAUAACUUUUUGUUCCAUUGUUUUUC